UUUACCAUAAACAUUCCCAAGCUUGCCUUCGGACCUGUGCGCCAGCGUGCUAUUCGUGAGAUAUCUAGACGUAUCAUGGGAGAUAUGCUUUGGAAUAGUAUUAACCUCCUCCGUAGGGUCUGAUGGAUAUGUCGCAAUGAGGAAUAUGACUGAGUUGAGUGUUGAUUUGACCGGACCGGGCUAUGGGGAGAUCGGUGCGCGUGAUUUGACGGUCCCGGAAUUCUCUCUCGUAGAUGUGGCUCAGUCGGCUUGGGGUUGGUCUCUGGUCAUCUUCGUGGUGGUGAUCUCGGCCUCUAUGAUAAGAAUGAUUUCUGGUUGGCUGGUGGGUAUGCUUCUCCAUAAGUCGUUAUUGAGAGAACAGGGAAGGAUUAGAAGACUCUGAUGACAUAUGAUUUCAAUACUAUGUUAGUGGUCACGCCAUACAUGAACAGGAGAAUAUAAGCACGUUGUAAGAUACCUAUGACAUAGCAGUGGGUCC
Molecule: messenger RNA, 478 nt
Organism: Pseudovirgaria hyperparasitica
Lineage: Eukaryota; Fungi; Ascomycota; Dothideomycetes; Acrospermales; Acrospermaceae
Exons: 2
Coding region: 137-382 (81 amino acids)
Source: RefSeq, a predicted model, not a curated record